AUGGAAUACCUUCAAAAAUGCUUUUACAAUACCACAGGAUGGAAUGAGGACAACAUCUUCUCAAACAUAACGGCGACUUCCCAGUCGCUCCUAGAGUUUAACAUUCCCAACGGGAUGAAGUUGGACAUUUCGUCAAAAUCCACGGAGCACCUGGCAUCCAGCUUCACAUUAACCAACCACCACUCGAUAAAUGGGUCAAUUGCAUAUUUAUACUCGUCAUUGGCAUUGAAAAACACGAUGGGGACGAAGGACGUUUCACUCCAAGAUGCCAUCUCAGGCUUUCGAAUCAUUGAGCCGAAGGAUUCGCUUAGCUACAACCCUCCAAAGGGUGGAAACGAUCGAAAUUCAAUGCUUUACGGGAGAAUGUAUUUCCCUGGAUCUGCUCUCGAGGCCAUGGUCAUCAAGAGACUCUCCUCGCAGACCCAGUUGCUCUUGAAAUGCAUCAGCAACCCUCAGCUCAACAAGAACGGGACAAUGAUCGUUUACUUACAAAAAAACACGCCGAAGUAUCUGCGAGAAUUUAUAUAUUCGACCAAUGAAGCGCUCUUCGGGUUUCGCUGCUUAUACAAUUUGAAUGGUGGCAGCACCAGCGGUGGGUCAGGGUCCCAAUUGAUACCGAAGUUCGAUAAUUCGGUUAUGUCUAUAGGGACUGAGGUUUGGUAUGCAGCGCUAAGCACAAGUCCUGGCCUCUCCACCGCCUUUAGGUAUUCUACCAGGUCAACUUCUACAGGUAAACCGUUGACCAUGACAUUAGCAUGUAACCCCAUAUUGGGCCAUAUAUCUUCCACUUACACGGUAAAGACCAGUGUUUCAUCUACGUUCAGCUCCAAAUAUGAUUUUAACUGGUUUUCGUAUGCAAGCAACCUCUCAUUAGGGUUUGAGCUAUACAACUACUCUAGUGAGCAUAAGAAGCAUAAGUUUGCGGACGACAUAUGGGGAAUUCACACUGACAAUGGGAAGAACCCCACAAUAGAACCAGCUACUAAUACCGAAAAUAACAAACGUAAAAGCAGUAGAAAACAGACUUCGUCAGCUGCAAAAGGACAAGAAAUGGGCCAGCAUACUCAAAUCGACCCCCUCACGUUUGAUCCAUACAAGGAUAAGAUGCCCAUUGUGAACCCAAUUCAGAACCUAGACAAUUACUAUCACAUAAACCCUACAUUGCUUCCCAGCAGGCACGAGCACGACCAGCUUUCAGACAGUAGCUUGCCAAUGGACUCGUACAAUGCGAGCGUCAUGACUGCCUUCCAAAAUCUUGUCAACGAGAGUGAUUUUGCAAGUGUUUUGAAAAUAUCCACCAGCAUGAACGAUAGAAUGCUCAAAGUGCUCUGGGAAGGUAGAUUUAAAGACUUUUUGGCCAGCACAGGAGUCCAAUUGAGCCUAAACAGCCAAACGUUGGCACCGGAAAUAGGUAAAUUCGGAUUAAGUUUAUCCUACGCGUGCUGA
Dujonia railenensis is the source of this 1446-nucleotide messenger RNA. The record is from the annotation of a GenBank genome assembly. Lineage: Eukaryota; Fungi; Ascomycota; Pichiomycetes; Serinales; Debaryomycetaceae.